AUGAGCCGCGGCGGUAGAGGUUUUGGGGGUAGGGGAGGAUUCGGUGGAGGUCGUGGUGGUGGACGCGGAGGUUUCGCACAACGAGAUGCAGGUCCUCCAGAUGCAGUUCUCGAGAUGGGCUCCUUCAUGCACGCAGUCGAAGACGAGAUGCUAUGCGCUUCAAUGAUGCCCGACAAAGUCCCAUACUUUAAUGCUCCAAUAUAUCUGCAAAACAAAUCCGUCAUAGGGCGGGUAGACGAAAUCCUAGGGCCGAUCAACGAAGUCUACUUUUCUGUCAAAAUGGAUGCGGGAAUGGUCGCCAACAGCUUCAAGAAGGGAGACAAAGUAUACAUCGCAGGCGACAAGCUUCUUCCCGUGGAGCGGUUUCUCCCAAAACCCAAACUACCUGGCGUCACAAAGAGGGGCCGCGGAGGACGUGGUGGUGCAGGCGGAAGAGGUCGGGGAGCGCCAGGUGGACGAGGAGGAUUCCAACGUGGAGGCGGGCGAGGGGGUCGUGGGAGUGGCAGGGGCGGCUUUGGAUUUGACAGAGGAGGACGAGGUGGUGGAAGAGGCGGAGGUGGCCGCGGUCGGGGCGGGAGCUUUGGGGGUGGAAGAGGUGGCCGUGGUGGUUUUCGAGGUUCAUAG
Molecule: messenger RNA, 624 nt
Organism: Sparassis crispa
Lineage: Eukaryota; Fungi; Basidiomycota; Agaricomycetes; Polyporales; Sparassidaceae
Product: H/ACA ribonucleoprotein complex subunit 1
Exons: 5
Coding region: 1-624 (207 amino acids)
Biological process (GO): snoRNA guided rRNA pseudouridine synthesis; ribosome biogenesis
Cellular component (GO): box H/ACA snoRNP complex
Molecular function (GO): box H/ACA snoRNA binding
Source: RefSeq, a predicted model, not a curated record